AUGCCAUUCCGCCAUUCAGGAGCCUCUGCAAUCGCGGACAAGGAGGGGAAGGACACAAAGGACACCGCCGUCGAGGGCGGCGGCGCUGGUGAAUCCGGCUCAGCGACUCAAGGCCACGAGGCACCCGCCGGUGUUCUUGGAGCGGGAUCUUUCGACUACAUUGAUGUCAUCGCCGUGGCAGUGCGCGCUUGGUUAAGGGCACUAGCUAUUCUGCCAGGGCACAUGUUCGACGCACUGGUCUCCAUUGACUUGGAACGUCAUCUCCGAGCCGCCCUGACAGCUGUACAAGACGUGGAGUGGGUGUCAGACGUUGGCUUCGACAAGGCAUGCCUCCUGCUGGCGUCCAUACCGUGCUUCGUCAUUGCAGCGUGGUGUUGUAAAAGGGGCUCUAAAGAUACCCCAAGCGACGCCGACACAUCGCCGGCGAACUCCGGCCAAGCCUCAGCUGUUGACUGGAAAUCCAAGUUCAGCAUGUCCGAUAUGGCGCGUCAAAACAUUCACAGUUAUCGACAUGAAGGUGGCUACAUCUACCCGGGAGGAUUAGAAGCUGACCAGUUGUCGAGGGAAGAUGCGGCGGCCGCGGUGAUUCAGCGUUGGGCACGCACCGAGUUCAAGCACUGGCGUCUACACCGCACGUCGUCUCGGUCCAGCAUCGACACUCCACCGCCGAACAGCCAGCGCUGGAUCGACCGAGACUACGGCGCCGUAUUCAGCACGGUGCUCGAAGAUGCCAGUGUGAGCGCCGACGAUCUGGGACCUCCAGGGGGCCAGCGUUCCUCCGGCAACCAGCGGCCCUCCGAGAAACGCCCCUCGGAAACGAAAUCCGAAAGCGCCGAUGACGCAGAAUCGCGUCCAGAUAUUCGCUGCCGAAAGACGCUCUCGCUUUCCUCUGCGAAGUUUUCCAAGGCUGUCCUGAAGCUGAAGACACUCGAAGUCCAGCACGCUGUAAAUGUCCGGGCAUCCAGGCCAACUUGAACCUAGUGGCCUUACGGUAUAGAGCUUUUAGGUCUUCUAGCUAGUGGAUAAAGGGGCCGCCGCACAUCAAUA
This is a messenger RNA of Dermacentor andersoni, 1047 nucleotides long. RefSeq lists its product as uncharacterized. NCBI's taxonomy places the organism in Eukaryota, Metazoa, Arthropoda, Arachnida, Ixodida, Ixodidae. The record is from RefSeq and is a predicted model, not a curated record.